AUUAUUUGCCUGAUGAAGAUUCAUUAAAUGCAUUGGAGAAACCUACAGGGUUUACCACUGCUAGUGGAAAAUGCUUGAACGCAGUAUCCGAAGAUUCACUUAUUGAGGCGCGUAAUUCUUUAAGGAUUGACUCUGGAAUGAACCUUUCUAACGGAAAUGCAGAUUAUUUGCCUGAUGAAGAUUCAUUAAAUGCAUUGGAGAAACCUACAGGGUUUGCCACUGCUGGUGGAAAAUUCCUGAACGCAGUAUCCGAAGAUUUGUUUAUUGAGGCGCGUAAUUCUUUAAGGAUUGACACUGCAAUGGACUUAACUAAAGGGAAUGCAGAUGAUUUGCUUUCAAAGACAUUGAUCGAUAAUGGUAAUGCUAAUACAGUUAAUUUUCUGACGUUUAAUAAUCCACAAGAGAAGGAACCAAUGUCACUUUUAAAUAAUCCGUUGGAAGGAACAUGCUCUGAUCAAAAUAACAAUGGAAAACGAUUACUAGGGAUUAAUGCGCAUAAUAAUGGCAGCAUAGAAAUCAAUGAGUCAUUAAGUUCACAAUCAAAUAUUGAAACCGAUGUUGGACGUAGAGGAAAUGAAGAUUUGAUCAUUAAUGACAAUCAAAAAAUGUUUUUGACAUCAUUUUCGACUCAUGGUUCCAAAGAAAGCAAACCAAACAUAAGAAUCCCAUCAAAUAUAUUGCAUAAACCACGAGUGAAGGAUAUAAAUAAGUACAAAUUUACUAGGAAAAAAAGGCAUUUUUCAAAUCCCUCAAGAGCCAGGAAACUAAGAAAGACACUUCACCCAAACAUAGCGGUGUCGAAUAAUCCCAAUCCCAACAACAAAAUUGAUCAAAAUUUUGUAAAUCCAAAACGCUCGGUGCUCGAUAAUACCAAGAAGAUGUUUGACUUGACAGCACCUUCGAAAAGAUACAGACUCAGGGAUAUUGUGCCUGAUCUUUCUCUUA
Acaulospora morrowiae is the source of this 945-nucleotide messenger RNA. NCBI's taxonomy places the organism in Eukaryota, Fungi, Glomeromycota, Glomeromycetes, Diversisporales, Acaulosporaceae. The record is from the annotation of a GenBank genome assembly.